AAGCGCAUCCGUUCAGCGAGCGCCUCUUCCUCCUGCAUCCACCGCCGCCGCUGUGUUCAAUCACAAUUAGGUGUGACUGAUGCUGCUUUUGCCGCACGAGCGCCGGCUCGUUUUGCUUACACCUCGGACUUUACUGGACGUGCUUGUGGAUUUUUAGUCGACUGGCUGCUUUUUAAGGACGAGGGCGGAACUGAGCGAGUGAAAGGAAGUGGAAAAAAUGUACGGGCGGCACACUGGCUUGCGAUGUGGACCGUCUGGACUCAACCUCGAUGUUUACUUUUUGAUGUCCCUCUGAAUGAGUGUGUGUGUGUGUGUGCGCGUGCGUGCGUGUGCGUGUGUGGUUUUAGGGUCACCUGCUCUGGAUGUGGCGCCGGUCCCCCAACCAUCUCAUCUCGGUGGGGGGGGAAGUGCUUGGGUUUGCUGAUUCCUGGUGCCUUGAACGCAUCAUGAGCAAAGAUAGUUAAAGAAGAGUGAUGGAAGUGAUGCUGCUUGUGGGGACAUUUUAAAACAAACCACUGAACCCCCCCCCCCCCACACACACACACACCUGCUAUAGAGGAGAAGGUGAGGCUUUCAUGAGUGAGGGGUCGCAGAAGGGAGACAUCAACAACACUGGCCUGGACUUGUUGGAAGCCAUCGUCGUGGCAACCCACUGAGAGACAGCAAACAUUAAUGCCACUGAGCUCUUUUCAUCACCAAGAAGCACCCCCAUUUUACAGGCUGCAUGGACACAUCGUCAAAGUCGUGGCUCCCACAUCAGGGUCAGUUUGGGUUGGGUGGUCAAGUGGAGGUGUGCUGUAGUGGACCUGGCGUUUUGACCCCAAACCAAUCACGCAGGGCAAGUUUUGCCUCUGUGAGACAGUCAAGCAUGGAGACUCCCCCAAAUGCCACGCCGCAGUCCUUCAGGCAACCGAGUUUUCUCAAUCGGAAGCUAAAGGGCUCCAUCAAAAGGGCCAAAAGUCAGCCCAAACUGGACCGGACCAGCAGCUUCAGACAAAUGAUCUUGCCCCGGUUUCGUAGCGCCGACCAAGAAAGGACACGCUUGAUGCAGAGUUUCAAAGAAUCCCACUCCCACGAGUCUUUGCUCUCUCCCAGCAGUGCUGCCGAGGCUUUGGACUUGGUUCUGGAUGAAGAUGCCGUCAUAAAACCUGUUCAUUCCAGCAUUUUAGGACAAGAGUAUUGCUUUGAGGUGACCACCAAUUCCGGAACAAAAUGCUUUGCCUGCCGGUCUGCAUCAGAGAGAGACAAGUGGAUUGAAAACCUGCAACGAGCUGUCAAACCCAACAAGGACAACAGCCGACGAGUUGACAAUGUACUCAAGUUGUGGAUCAUCGAAGCGCGAGACCUCCCGACAAAGAAACGCUACUACUGUGAGCUGUGUCUGGACGACAUGCUGUACGCCCGCACCACCAGCAAACCUCGCACCGACACCAUCUUCUGGGGCGAGCACUUUGAGUUCAACAACCUACCCACCAUUCGUAGCCUUCGCUUGCACCUCUACAAGGAGACGGACAAGAAGAGACGCAAGGAAAAAAGCACUUACCUUGGCCUCGUCAGCAUCCCCAUCUCUAGCAUCACGGGUCGGCAGUUCGUGGAGCAGUGGUACCCUGUCAUCCAAUCCAGCGUUUUGGCCAAGAGCGGCGGCGUUGGCAGCGGCAAAAUCAUCAACGCCUCGCUUCGCGUCAAAUCUCGCUACCAGACCAUGAACAUUCUCCCUAUGGAGCUGUACAAGGAAUUCGCCGAGUACAUCACCAACAACUACCGAACACUGUGUGCAGUACUGGAGCCGCUGUUGAGUGUGAAGAGCAAAGAGGAGGUGGCGUUUGCGCUGGUGCACAUACUCCAAAGCACUGGGAAAACUAAGGAGUUUUUGUCUGAUAUGGCGAUGUGUGAGGUGGAUAGAUUCAUGGACCGCGAGCACAUGAUCUUCCGGGAAAACACGCUUGCGACGAAGGCUGUGGAAGAGUACCUCAAGUUGAUAGGUCACAGAUACCUCAAAGAGGGGAUAGGUGACUUCAUUCGAGCAUUGUAUGAAUCUGAGGAGAACUGUGAGGUGGACCCCAUGCGAGUCCCGCCUUCGGUCCUGGCUGACCAUCAAGCAAACCUUCGCAUGUGCUGCGAGCUCCUACUCUGCAAGAUCAUCAACUCUCUAUGCAUUUUUCCCCGCGAGCUGAAAGAGGUGUUUGCGUCGUGGAGGGCAAGAUGUGCUGAGCGUGGGAGGGAGGACCUCGCCGACAGCCUCAUUAGCUCGUCGCUGUUUCUUCGCUUCAUGUGCCCGGCCAUCAUGUCCCCAUCGCUCUUCAACCUGACGCAGGAGUACCCUGCCGAACGCACCUCGCGGACGCUCACGCUCAUCGCCAAAGUCAUGCAGAACCUGGCAAGCUUCAGCAAGUUUGGGCCUAAGGAAGAGUUCAUGUACUUCAUGAACGAGUUCUUGGAGAUGGAAUGGGGUUCCAUGCAGCAGUUCCUUUACGAGAUCUCCAACAUGGAGUCUGGAGGAAAUGCCGGUGGCUUCGAGGGCUACAUCGACCUCGGCAGAGAGCUGUCUAUGUUGCACAGCCUACUUUGGGAAGUCAUGGGCCAACUAAGCAAGGACGCUAUUCUCAAACUGGGGCCUCUGCCUCGGCUCCUGAAUGACAUCAGCGUGGCCCUGAGGAACCCUCAGCUACACACCACCACUAAUCACCAACCCGAGCGGCCCAAGGACAGACUCUUCUCUCGGCCCACGUUCAAUCGCCUCAUGUCCUCUGACUUCCAGAGCCUGAUGAUGCGUGACUUAAACAGUUCGAUUGACAUCUCUCGCCUGCCGUCGCCCGCCCCUGGCGUGUCUGCUGUGGAGUCUCUCUCGUCCAACCUCAACAUGAGGCGACAGGCGGAACGAGAUAUGCGCUCGUCCAGGGAAGUUUUCUACGUCACACGCCCGCCGCUGGCCCGAUCCAGCCCGGCCUACUGCACAAGCAGCUCUGACAUCACAGAACCCGACCCUAAGGUACACAGCGUUAACAAGAGUGUGUCCAUGAUGGACCUUCAAGACUCACGCAUGAACAGCAUUUCCAACCUGAACUCUGUGGGAGACAUGCUCACCUCCUCCCAGGCCUCCGUGGCUGGCCUGGGCCACAGCUUCGGCAACCUAGGCGGCCCUCUCCGCAUGGCAGGGCACCUUCCCGGCGGCUCAGCUGGGUCCGGUUUGAGGCUGAGCCAGAUGGGCCACAUUGGCGGCCCCACCGAAUCCAUUUCCCAGCAGCAGCAGCAGGCAGCCGCGGCCAUGCACUUCCCCCUGUCUUUCCAAAACCCUCUCUUCCAUUUGGCCGCCCAGAACUCGCCGGCACAUCCUCCUCCACCGCCGCUCCUCCUCGCCCCAGAACCGGAGAAUGGCCACCACGACUACGCGCCAGCGUUCGGCAACAACGCUUUCUCGCGCAGUGAGGAUUUGUCGGCCCUGCGCUCCCAAAACAGCCUGGUACAGCCCAGCAUCGUCCACUCGCACAGUUACAGCGACGACUUCACUCGGCAGAACCAGAACGACUUUGUUUGGCAUCAGCUGUCACUGCAGGUGCAGGAGUCCCUCCAGCAGCAGCACCUGAUGGGCAUCACUUCUCAGACAGGCACCGGCACAGGUACGCCUGCCUCCUUGGCCACGCCCCCUACCACUGUUCACCCCGUGCGCCAGUCCUCUAUAGCACCCCAACUCCUCAAGUCUCAGCGGUCCAUCAACACUUCAGCCACCGCCACACCCCCGAAGGCCCGACCACAGAGCAGGAAUCUGCUCCUGGACUCUUCGGACAGUAACUUCAGCGGCAGUCAGCCGAAGCAACGGCAGCAGUCGCAGCAGCAACAAACGCAUCAACCACCGCAAACGCAACAACAGGAGACACAGAUGUCUUUGACUGACAGUCCGGCUCCUGGGCUGCCGUUCCAGACGAGCUCCGCCAAGGAGAACCAGGCACCGUCUGCAGCUGCCGAAGACUGCACUGACACGCCCACAAAAAGCAACAAAAAGUCUCAACAGCUGCAGCCUCCACAGCAGCAUCUGCUCAAACCGGUCGUCAAUAAGGGUUCUCAAUCAAACUUGAACGAGCGCACUGUGGCCUGGGUCUCCAACAUGCCGCACCUCUCGGCCGAUAUCGAAAGUCUGCGGCCCGACCGUGAAGGUCAACUGAAGGAGUACUCCAAAAGCAUGGAUGAAUCACGCCUGGAAAGGGUGAGGGAGUACGAGGAGGAGAUCCAUUCUUUGAAGGAGCGUCUGAAGAUGUCUCACCGCAAGCUGGAGGAGUACGAGCAGCGGCUCGUGUCGCAGGAGCAGCAGACGAGCAAGAUCCUGCAGCAGUAUCAGUGCCGCCUGGAUGACAGCGAGCGGCGCCUCAAGCAGCAGCAGGUGGAGAAGGAUUCUCAAAUCAAAGGCAUCAUCAACAGACUCAUGGCUGUGGAAGAUGAGCUGAGAGGGGGCGCCAUUCCUGAUAUUAAGCCUCGAAUCCUCACAGACCAGGGCUAUGGCGGCCUCGCAGGAUCCUGACUGCCAGUUCGAAAGCGACUAGGAUCCGUGAUGGUCAUCCAAGUGUAAGCGGAACUAGAAGAUCUACGGUACCUCACAAAAGAUUCUUGUCGCAAGAAAAACUUUCAAAAGAACUUGACAAUCACUUUUACGACUGAGACCAAUUUGUACAAAGAAUGUCGAGUUAACGCCUCAUCGGGAGUUUCUUCAUCUGUCAAAAAUGCUGACUUGAGGAUUCUUGCGGGCACAAUGCAACACCUUGGGGCUGCCAACUAAAAUGUAGAACAAGCACAAAGUCCCCCAUGAUUAAUUACAUAUCUUUUUUUUUUUUUUGCACCUUUUAAUCUUUUUUUUUUUUUAAUCAAAUUAUAGCUGCUUUUCUACUCAAUUUCAAGCCAUUUCAUUUUCUAUUCUAAUUACUUUUUAUGAUGAAAAGGCUGAAGUUGACUACAGAGUAUUAAAUGUGUCUUUCAGGAUAUAUAAUUCUGUUUAAUGAGAAACUUUCUCAUAAACGUUCAUAAACAAAUCCUAUUCUACAGUUUAAAAAAUCAGCUGUCUUUAAAGAGGUGCAAUAAAAAGAAGUUACCUACCCUUUACAUUCCUAAACAGGGUCAUUCUUAUGGAAGUACUGUUGUAGUAAAACAAUUUUUAAGUGCGUGUUUCAAUAUUUGUGUGUGUAAUCAGAUCUGCGUGUCUCUGUUCUAAAUUGUGUGUCUGUGUUUAGACUGGGUAAAAACAAUCCGUGGGUCCAUGUUUAAGUCAAACUACCCAGCGAUAACGAGGCAGAAGUUAGCAUCUGAUUGGAAUGGUGUGCGAUACUGAUACCAGACUGGUACUUUUUACUUGAAAUGUCAUUCUUAUUGAAUAAUUUUGUCACUACUACAAUGCAAAAAAAAAAGUUUUUUUAAUUUGUUGACAAGACCGUAUUUCUAUUUCAAUAUAUUUGAUAUAUUGAAAUAAUAGUCAUAAUAACCUGGUCAAUCACAUGUCUCUUUUCAUGCAAGGGUUGUUGCAUAAAAUUUCAAUAUUACACAUUCCAUGUUAUUCACUGCUAAAAUGAAUCUCAGAGCUCUCGUUAAUACCAUGAAUUUUAAAGGCCUACUGAAAUGAGAUUUUCUUAUUUAAACGAGGAUAGCAGGUCCAUUCUAUGUGUCAUACUUAAUCAUUUCGCGAUAUUGCCAUUUUUUUGCUGAAAGGAUUUAGUCGAGAACAUCGACAAUAAAGUUCGCAACUUUUGGUCGCUAAUAAAAAAGCCUUGCCUUUACCGGAAGUAGCAGACGAUGACGUCACCCGUGUGAGGGCUCCUCACAUCCUCACAUUGUUUUUAAUGAGAGCUUCCAACAAAAAGAGCUAUUCGGACCGAGAAAGCGACAAUUUCCCCAUUAAUUUGAGCAAGGAUGAAAGAUUCGUGGAUGAGGAAAUUUAGAGUGAAGGCCUAGGGAGAAAAAAAAAAAGUUUAGAAAAAAAAGGCGAGGGCAAGUGAGUGAUUCAGAUGUUUUUAGACACAUUUACUAGGAUAAUUCUGGGAAAUCCCUUAUCUGCCUAUAGUGUUAAUAGUGUUUUAGUGAGUUAAAGAGUACCCUAAAGUUGGAGGGUUGUGGCCACGGGUGUUUUAACGCCAGAGUCUCUGACAGAAGUCAAGGCAGCAGGUUGACGCUGGCUCCGCUGAUCUCCGGUAAGAGGCGACUUGUUUCCACAAUUUUCACACCAAAAACUGCCGGUUGACAUGUAGUCGUGAUCCAUGUUCGCUUGACCGCUCUGAUCCAUUGUAAUGCUUCACCUCCGGGAAUUUUAAACAAGGAAACAUCGUGUGUUUGUGUGGCUAAAGGCUAAAAGCUUCCCACCUGGAUCUUUCUACUUUGACUUCUCCAUUAUUUAUUGAACAAAUUGCAAAAGAUUCAGCAACACAGAUGUCCAAAAUACUGUGUAAUUGCGCGAUGAAAAGAGAUGACUUUUAGCCGUAAGUGGUGCUCGGCUAAUAUGUCCCUUCCAACCAAUAACGUCGCAAACACUCGUCAUCAUUGCGUCAUCAUUCCGCGACGUUUUCAACAGGAAACUCCGCGGGAAAUUUGAAAUUGUAAUUUUGUAAACUAAACCGGCCGUAUUGGCAUGUGUUGUAAUUUUAAAAUUUCAUUAUUGAUAUAGAAACUAUCAGACUGUGUGGUCGGUAGUAGUGGGUUUCAGUAGGCCUUUAAAGAUAGACUAAAAGUUUCACAAAUUGUUUUUAUUUAUUUUCUGUGUCUGUGGGUUUGAGAAUUUUGAAUACAGGUUUUUUUAACCUGUACCUGAAUUAUUGUGGUCUACAUCUCAAGUAUCAAACUCAUGGCCCGGGGGCUUAAUCUGGCCUGCCACGUUAACGUGGCCUGCAAAAGCCUGAAAAUAAUAUUAGUGACUAAAUGUAUCCAUUCUUUAUUUUUCAACAUAAUACAAAUUAUUCAUUAAAUUGCAUAUAUUUUAAACAUUGAUAUAUAUUACACCAAAA
Nerophis ophidion (straightnose pipefish) is the source of this 6974-nucleotide messenger RNA. RefSeq names its product ras/Rap GTPase-activating protein SynGAP-like. Bases 725 to 4513 code for a protein of 1262 amino acids. The record is from RefSeq and is a predicted model, not a curated record. The transcript has 20 exons. Gene Ontology annotation, biological process: regulation of GTPase activity. NCBI's taxonomy places the organism in Eukaryota, Metazoa, Chordata, Actinopteri, Syngnathiformes, Syngnathidae.